AUGCGUCGAUGGAUUUCUCUUGGCGGAUGGCACGGUCCUUCACUGGUGCUCUCCAAGCUUGGUUUGCGGACACCAGAGGAGAGUCUUCCCUUUGACAUGGUCCGCUGCACUUUCGACGGCCUUAUUAAACUGGUUGAGGAGGGUUUCGACGAGGAGUUCUUCCCGGGUGCUCUGGAAGAACGCCCGUUUACCCCAGACCCCGUCUCCACGUGGCUGCUAUUUCGAGGUAAGCACACCUGCUUCACGCAUACGGACUUGAACAAUGAUGAUGUUAUGGCGGCUUUCCAGGCUCAAAUUGAAGCCUGGCAAGCAUUAUUCUUGUCAUCCUCGGCGUCGGAAAGAGAGAUGGAUCAGGAUUCCGUAGCGUCUCGACGUCCUAUUACUUUUCUGCGAACUAUUAUCGCAGAGGACCCGCAGGAUGAGUUGGAUCUCGUGCCCGCCUUUAACGAGGCUAUCCUGCGCAAAACCAAUGGCACGCUGCCCUUCCGCACGGUGAUGGUAAUGCAUGAGCAGGGUCCGACCACGCAGCCACUGUUCAUUAUCUCAUCACCAAAUCCAUUGCACUCGAUUCAAGCACCUUGCAUUGUGUGGAAUUUGAAGCGCGAACGUCAGGCGGCCGAGCCUCCCUCUCAUUUUACCACCCCAAUCGGCAACGAAGUGGCCACGGACGGAGCUCAGCCGCGUACCUUGUUUGAUGAAUGCCAUCAUGGUUAUCAAACGAUCAUUACCACAAUGUCGAAGGAAUCCAAAUGGCAGCAGUUCACCUCAACGCUGCCUAGCUUUCCUCAGUUUGCCCAAGCUCUGCGUGAUCGCGACAGGCGUCGGGGCCUUUCUCCCCCUACCUCUUCUUCCUCGUCGUGUUCUUCUGGACCCUCAUCGUCGGCGGGGUCGCUUUUCACGCCUUACACCGAGCUCAGCAGAAUAGAGGGGGUUCCCAUCGUACGUGGAUCCUGCCGAGGCGUCGGAUCGACAAAGUACACCGCCACGUGCGCGUUUUGUGGCGCCUCGGACGGUCACCCCGUCGAGGGCAUCGCGGCAGAUGGCGGCAGACCGUGGCAGGCUGCGGAGCGCGAUGCGCUGCUCCUCUCGUACGCGAUGAGUGGUGGUGAUGAGGUGGCAGCGGUGGAGCGGAUCGCAGUGGAACAGCGGCGCGGGGCACGCGAAACGCUCCGUGAACUUCGUGAGCUUCUAGGUUACACGGAGGAGCACCCCUUGCUGGGUUGA
Molecule: messenger RNA, 1224 nt
Organism: Phytomonas sp. EM1
Lineage: Eukaryota; Euglenozoa; Kinetoplastea; Trypanosomatida; Trypanosomatidae
Source: the annotation of a GenBank genome assembly